Messenger RNA from Monodelphis domestica (gray short-tailed opossum), 14617 nucleotides. RefSeq names its product exportin 4 (gene XPO4). Gene Ontology annotation, cellular component: cytoplasm; nuclear pore. The record is from RefSeq and is a predicted model, not a curated record. Gene Ontology annotation, biological process: protein export from nucleus. Gene Ontology annotation, molecular function: nuclear export signal receptor activity. Lineage: Eukaryota; Metazoa; Chordata; Mammalia; Didelphimorphia; Didelphidae.
GUGAGGUAGCCGGGACCCCGCCGCGAUUGGCCGGCUGCGGCGCCCGCUCCCACAAUGCAGCGCAUGGCGCGUCAUUGAAGAGAGACCAUGAUGGCGGCGGCGCUGGGGCCCCCAGAAGUGAUCGCUCAGCUGGAGAACGCGGCCAAAGUUCUGAUGGCACCACCUUCUAUGGUCAAUAAUGAACAACGCCAGCAUGCAGAACAUAUAUUCUUGUCAUUUAGGAAAUCAAAAUCACCUUUUGCAGUUUGCAAGCAUAUUCUAGAAACUAGUAAAGUGGACUAUGUCCUUUUUCAAGCUGCCACAGCAAUAAUGGAAGCAGUUGUUCGAGAAUGGAUUCUUUUAGAAAAAAGUAGCAUUGAGUCCCUGCGAACAUUCCUUUUAACCUAUGUCUUACAAAGGCCUAACCUUCAGAAGUAUGUUCGGGAGCAGAUUCUGUUAGCAGUAGCAGUAAUAGUAAAACGAGGAUCAUUAGAUAAAUCAAUCGACUGCAAAAGCAUUUUCCAUGAAGUCAGCCAGUUGAUAAGCAGUGGUAAUCCUACAGUGCAAACUCUGGCCUGUUCCAUUCUAACGGCUUUGUUGAGUGAAUUCUCAAGUUCAAGUAAAACAAGCAACAUUGGACUAAGCAUGGAGUUUCAUGGUAACUGCAAAAGAAUUUUUCAGGAAGAAGACCUUCGACAGAUCUUCAUGUUAACUGUUGAAGUGCUGCAGGAAUUUAGCCGACGGGAAAAUCUAAAUGCUCAAAUGUCUUCAGUGUUUCAGCGUUAUCUUGCACUAGCAAAUCAGGUCUUAAGUUGGAACUUUCUUCCACCAAAUUUGGGUAGACAUUAUAUAGCUAUGUUUGAAUCCUCACAAAAUGUGAUGCUAAAGCCAACAGAGUCCUGGCGUGAGACCCUCUUGGACAGCAGAGUUAUGGAUCUUUUCUUUACAGUACAUCGUAAAAUCAGAGAAGAUUCAGAUAUGGCACAAGAUUCACUCCAGUGCCUAGCCCAGUUAGCCUCUCUUCAUGGACCCAUCUUUCCCGAUGAAGGUUCACAAGUGGAUUACCUGGCACAUUUCAUUGAGGGAUUACUGAAUACCAUUAACGGAAUCGAAAUAGAAGACUCUGAAGCUGUGGGGAUCUCCAGCAUUAUCAGCAAUUUGAUAACUGUGUUCCCUCGAAAUAUUUUAACUGCCAUUCCAAAUGAACUCUUCUCCUCUUUUGUUAACUGCCUCACACAUCUCACUUGUUCUUUUGGGCGAAGUGCUGCAUUGGAAGAAGUGCUUGAUAAAGAUGAUAUGGUAUACAUGGAAGCAUAUGAUAAAUUGCUAGAGUCCUGGCUGACUUUGGUGCAAGAUGACAAACAUUUCCAUAAAGGCUUCUUUACCCAGCAUGCAGUUCAGGUCUUUAAUUCCUACAUUCAGUGCCACCUAGCUGCUCCAGAUGGUACAAGGAAUUUGACUGCCAAUGGUGUAGCCUCACGUGAAGAAGAAGAAAUAAGUGAACUUCAGGAAGAUGACCGAGACCAGUUUUCCGAUCAACUAGCCAGUGUAGGAAUGCUAGGAAGAAUUGCUGCAGAACACUGUAUACCUCUUCUUACAAGUUUAUUAGAAGAUAGAGUGACAAGGCUCCAUGGUCAGUUACAAAGACACCAGCAGCAGCUACUUGCCUCACCUGGGUCAGGUGCCAUUGACAACAAAGUGCUUGAUGAUUUAUAUGAAGAUAUUCACUGGCUUAUUUUAGUUACAGGCUACCUCUUAGCUGAUGAUACUCAGGGAGAGACUCCGUUAAUACCUCCAGAAGUAAUGGACUAUUCCAUUAAGCAAUCAACUGAAGUUGACAUUAAUACAACACUUCAGAUCUUGGGAUCUCCAGGAGAGAAGGCUUCUUCCAUCCCAGGGUGCAACAGAACAGAUUCUGUAAUUAGGUUAUUGUCUGCCAUCCUGAGGGUUUCAGAAGUUGAAUCUCGAGCAAUAAGAGCAAAUCUAACACAUCUUCUUAGUCCACAAAUGGGAAAAGAUAUUGUUUGGUUCCUAAAACGAUGGGCAAAAACUUAUCUUUUGGUGGAUGAAAAAUUGUAUGAUCAGAUAAGUCUGCCAUUCAAUACAGCAUUUGGAGCAGAUACAGAGGGUUCUCAGUGGAUUGUUGGCUACCUCUUAGAAAAAGUCAUCAGUAACCUUGCAGUAUGGAGUAGUGAGCAGGAUCUUGCAAAUGAUACUGUACAAUUAUUGGUUACACUGGUGGAAAGAAGAGAAAGAGCAAACUUAGUAAUUAAAUGUGAAAAUUGGUGGAAUUUAGCUAAACAGUUUGCAAGAAGAAGCCCACCUCUUCAUCUCUUGUCAAGUUCUGUGCAGAGAACACUCAUGAAGGCUCUAGUUUUAGGAGGUUUUGCGCAUAUGGACACUGAUACAAAACAGCAGUACUGGACAGAGGUUCUCCAGCCACUUCAGCAAAGAUUCUUGAAUGUGAUAAAUCAAGAAAAUUUUCAGCAAAUAUGUCAAGAAGAAGAGGUCAAACAGGAAAUAACUGCCACAUUAGAGGCACUCUGUGGCAUUGCUGAGGCUACUCAGAUUGACAAUGUAGCAAUCCUUUUUAAUUUCCUAAUGGACUUCCUUACCAAUUGCAUUGGGCUGAUGGAAGUUUACAAAAACACCCCAGAGACUGUUAAUCUCAUAAUAGAAGUUUUUGUUGAAGUUGCACAUAAACAGAUAUGCUAUCUGGGAGAGUCCAAAGCUAUGAACUUGUAUGAGGCCUGCCUCACUUUGUUACAAGUAUAUUCCAAGAAUAAUCUAGGUCGACAACGGAUAGAUGUUACAGCAGAAGAGGAACAGUAUCAAGAUCUCCUUCUCAUUAUGGAACUUCUUACUAACCUUCUGUCAAAAGAAUUCAUAGAUUUCAGUGAUACAGAUGAUGUAUUUAGACAUGAGCCAGGACAAGCAGCAAAUAGAUCCGUGUCAGCAGCAGAUGUUGUUUUAUAUGGCGUAAACCUAAUUUUGCCUUUGAUGUCCCAAGAUCUUUUAAAGUUUCCAACCCUAUGUAAUCAGUACUACAAAUUAAUUACAUUUAUCUGUGAGAUCUUUCCUGAGAAAAUUCCACAGCUUCCUGAGGACCUCUUUAAGAGCCUAAUGUACUCUUUAGAACUGGGAAUGACAUCAAUGAGUUCUGAGGUUUGCCAGCUUUGCCUGGAGGCCUUGACUCCAUUAGCUGAGCAGUGUGCAAAAGCACAAGAAACAGAUUCACCACUCUUUCUAGCAACAAGGCACUUUCUUAAGCUGGUCUUUGAUAUGCUGGUACUGCAAAAGCACAACACAGAGAUGACAACGGCAGCAGGCGAAGCAUUCUAUACAUUGGUGUGUUUGCAUCAGGCUGAAUACUCAGAAUUGGUUGAAACCUUACUGUCAAGUCAGCAAGACCCAGUAAUUUACCAGAGAUUAGCAGAUGCCUUCAACAAGCUUACUGCGAGCAGCACUCCUCCCACGCUGGAUCGUAAACAGAAGAUGGCCUUCCUAAAGAGUUUAGAAGAAUUUAUGGCAAAUGUUGGUGGUCUCCUUUGUGUAAAAUAAACAGCAAAACUAUAUGCUUAAUUUAGACCCUUUCCUGCAAAAUGCACUGAAAUGCUGAAAGUUGACUAAGUCUUGUUCCUGUUCUGAGGUUCUUUGGCCAUUAUGGAUUUUGAAGAGCCUGAAAGUUUGUUAUAAUACAGUGACAGAGGAGAGGUCAACUUUGAAUCAGCUUCUGCUACUAUGUGUUAGCCACAAUCUGUCAUGUGUGUGUUGUAGAGAAUGAAUGGCAAUUUGAAAUUUUCAAAAUGAAAUUCCAUAUAUGUGCAAACAGAUAUGGCACCAUGAAAUAUAUAUUCAGUGCCUUUUUCCCCGUUUGUCUAAACAUAGAUGGCCAGAUAAAGGUUAGAAUUUUUGUUACUAAAAACAUUUUAGAUGAAGUAUUCUGUAGACAUUCAAAACUCUACCUGGUUUUGCUGUUAUAGGCUUUAUUUUUUCCUCUCUGAAGAUUGAGUUCAUGAUCCAGUGGGAAAAAAACCACAAACAAACAUCACCAAAUGUUGGGUUUUUUUUUUUAACAUGUGUUUUAUUUGUUUUGUUUUUCUACAUCAAUCCAGUGUUACAGGUUUAUGUAAUACAGAUUUUUAUUUUUUCUGGUGCCUGAGAUUUGGGAGGAAAAAUGCUGUAUGUUUUGUUCCCUAAAAAGAACUUUAGGAACUGUAGCCAUUUCAUUGCCUUAAUUUUAAAAAAGGAAUAUAAAAAGAGCAGGCGUUUUGGUAAAAAUACAAGUUUUGAUGCUUCAAAAAUUGGUUUGGGUUGUUAGCUGCUGUCUCCCUGUUUCACCCUUUUGAUAGUAUAUAUUUCUGUAAACAUGAGUCAAUGAAAGGUUCAUGUGUAGUCUAUUUAAAGUUUGUUUUAAUCCAACUGCAUUGCACACAGCUGUAACAAUCUACACUGAAUAGUUUGCUUAAGCAAUAACAAUUCAAAAGGGUAUAAAUUAUUGACUUAUACAAACUUUAUUUUAAGUUAGGGCAUUAGGGGCAAUAAUUAUGCUAGACUGGGAUGUCAUGCUCAUUUCAUCAAGAGUCACAUAUAAAUUUUGUUUCUAAGGUAAAAACUACAUUUAGAUGCUCUAUUUCCCACUUGUGUUUUGUAAUUAGGGAUUUGCUUUCCAGUGCUGCCGUGCUCUCUUUAGUUCUGUGUUAGCUUAAAUGAUGAAAAUGACCAUGUUUUAACAAGCCACAAGCAUAAUGAACACAGUUUGAUCUAUAAUCAGAGUAUAGCAAAUGCAAGGAUAGACUGUAUAGGCCUGUGCUCUGAGUACAAUUGCAGGUUUUGGUAGGGAGGGAUGGAUUUUGUCUUUCCACUAUGUUCUUGACAUUUGUAUGUUAGACUGUGCUGUGGAAUAUUUUGUGUAUAGCACAUUCACUUUUUACUAAGUUGUCUAUAGUAUCACAUUUGCAACUCUGUGCCAUCUUCAUCCAUUCAUCUCAAAACAGUUACAGUCAUUUUAUCUCUAACAUCUAAAUCCUUUCCAACCCAUGCAUGUGACAUGUAUGAAUGCAAGGACAAAGUGCCAUCACUCCUUUGAGAUACCUUUCUCUUAAUUUAAUCCACUAUUAAAUAAAAGCUGGGCUGAAGCAAACCUAUCUUAAAGACUGUUAACAUAAAUCUUUUUUAGAAAAAAUGUCAAUUGAUAUGGCAUCUUUCCAUAUCUUAAAAUAUUUUCAGUAAGACUUAUUAUAAAAUGUGAAGCUAUUUUUAGAUUUCCUAAAAUUCCAUUUUCAUCCUUUUUGAUCGUUGCAAAGUACAACAGCAACUAUCUUUUUUUGCAAUGGUUUUCCAUUUUUAUUUUAACUAAGAGCCUCAGUUUUUCCCCUUCUGGGCUCAAUAGUCAUAAAGAUGUAUGAACAUCCAUCCCUUUGCAAAGGGUAUUGGGACAUAGGCUUUGAUAGUCUGCCUGGCAGAGGCAGGAAUGAAAAUCAAGUUAGCAAAGGAAUUAACAUUAAUUUGGUUAUGAAAAACAUUUUAAUGAAUAAAUGGCAUUCACACUUAAUAAAUGCCUACCAAGAUUAUAGUAUCUUUACCAAAUAUGCCAAGGCUAUUAAUAUUAGUGCAGUUUUGCAAGCAGAUUUUUAAUAAAAGGAUAUUUGCUUAUAUUGGACCAAAUCAAUCUUCAGAGGAUUAAAAUGUAAUAAUGUCAGAUUGGGGGGGAAAUUAGUAAGUGGGGAUGCCAAUUAACACACUACAACAGCUAAACUUUGUUCAGAGCUAUGUUUGUUUUGUGAGUGGGUUUUGUGUGUGUUUGUAUGUGUGGUUUGAAUUCUUGCCCAGUGGGGGUAUUAAGAAUACUGUCUUAUUCCAAUAAGUUGGAUUUCCUGUUAUAACUGACUACCUGUUAAAUUUCCGAUGAUUUUUAAAAAAACAAUUUUUUACCCCUUUAUAUAUAUGUUAAAGGGACACUGUCAAGUAUUUUAUCUCUAGAUCUUGUGUGUUUAAAUUUCUGCUCUUUGUAUCUCUUUCAACCUCAGUUUUCCUUUCCACUUUUUUGUUCAUUUAGCUAUUCAUUUCCUUUACUUUGCCUGUUUAUGUUUCCCAAGACAAAAUUGGGCUGUCUAUUGGAAGCUUUUGUAUUUAUAUAGUAGCAUUAAAAAUGGUGUCAUCAUAGUUCUAGCAAAAAAGGUUAGUUUGUUAUUGUGCUCCUUCUGCUGGUUGGAUGGCUGCCUCUUCAAAGUAUUUACUUGACAGUGUCCUUUUCAUUUCAAUUAUUUGGCUCUUCCUGCCAUCCCUAAAUCUUUUUUGGAUACAUGGCAUAUUAACAUCACUGCAUUGAGUUUUACUUGCUGUGAAUUGAUUUUAUUUUUAAGAGAAAGAAUUUGCAAUUUUUCUUAGAGGUUUUUUAUAGAAUUCCGUCUUGUUUAAUUAUAAACCAUGUAUCUGAUUGUAUAACAUUUCUCUAUUCAGAUGAGCUAUUUAUUAUUCUUUUAAAAAAAAAGAAUAUUCCUACAGUUUCCCUUUUUUAUGGUCAAGAAUCCGGUUGAUUUAUCACCUUGUCCAAAAAUAUUUAAUAUUCCCAUCCACUGUAUUUAGUUGACCUAAUUCAUUACCUUAAGUAUCACAGUCUUCAUUUUCCCCCAUCCGCAUCAUCUUUUUAUUGCUACUUGUAUGAACUCAAAACACCAAAAGGAAACCACUGUACUAUUCAAGUAUUUUAAGGCUAAUUGAAUAUCAUUGUGUGGAGCAAAGAACUUGUCAGUUGAAUUUUUUUUUUUAAGUUUUCUUUAGUUAAAAAUUUGAUGGUCCGUUUGUAGCUCUCAUCUCUAAAAGUAGUUAUGUCAUCAGACCAUAACUGUUUCUAAUAAGUAACUAAAACAAUUACUUAGAGGGUGUGGGAGAAUGAAUUUUUUUAUUCAUAAGUAACCUUAGUACUUACUCUCAUAUCCUACUCAAUCAGAGAAUAAAGAAUUUGGUCCUGAGGUGUUUUUUUUGUUUUCUUUUUGUUUUUUGCUUUAGUAAGUUACAAAAAUUUGUAAAUGACUUAGCUGCAUAAGAAUAUGAUAAUGUUUGAAAUUAUUUUUAAAUUGGAGAUGUGUGGAUAUUCUAUGAUUUGGCUGUAUUGUAUUUAGAAUUUUUAAUUGGGCCUUCUUGUUAAAAAUGGAUAAGAAUACCAUGAUUAAAACUAGUAUCUUGACUAUUUAAGAAAUGUGAAAGGUGCCAGACUGAUUGUAAUAGUAACCAAUUGGGCAUUUGUAAUGAUAAAAUGUGUGUGGCCCAGGCAUUGGUGUAAACUUUUCAUUUACUCUAUUCUAAUAAUGUAAAUCCAAACCUCUUUUGGAGAGAAAGGGAUGAGAGGUAAUAUGAAAUGUUGUUGGCCUCUAGGUCUGAUAUUCUCUAGACUUUUCUGAAGAGUGUAGUAGCAAAGUGAGUCUGGUGAUGGUUCUUUUAGUGAGAUGAGGAGAAUGUGGUAUGCACAUUAAUCUCCUAGGACUGACACCCAACUCAUUUUGUUCUUGAACAGUUAACAGCUGCUUAACCACAAGGUCUUUUGUGGUUUGUUAAUCAUCCAAUCAGCAGAGGCCCUUACCCAUCACUUUGCCCCUCCCCUAACACCAUUCCUCAUUUCUGUCUGAAAUGAGACUUUAGUUCCUUUCCCUAUGGGUCUUCAUUCCUAGCAUCUUUAGCUGUUAGGAGCUGCUAAUUGUGUACUAAUAGCUAAUUUUCCUAACCUAAAACUAAAUACUACAUCUGCACUAUAUACCUGUCAAGAGAGUCUGACCCAAAUGUGUUCCGAGUACAGACUUCCUGGUAUACUGUACUACAUAAAAUUAUGACAAAUUACAAAUUUUGGUAUUGUGAUUUGGUUCUCUGUACAAAGAAAAGCUCCAUGCAGUGAAUUUGUGGUUUUAUGGUCACAAAAUGUUAGCACUGCUAGCAUACAGCACGUGUAAAUUUUUUAAAAUUUAUAAAUAUUAAAAUUUUAAUCAUAUACAAAGACUUUUUCAGUUUUUUAAAGAGACCCAGGGACAGAUAUUACUAUGUUUAAAUAUUUACCUCUACUGGGCAUAAUUGAUGAAGGUAUAAAAGUUGCAUUCAAUUUUUCAAAAGUGCUGCAAUAAGACGUUAGGAAGCAAAUCAAGGCUAUGUAAUUGAGCCAACACGCUGAAUAUCAAACUGAUGAAAUUCUGUUUGUAUUUUUUUAAUCCAUAAUUGGGGGUUAAAAUGUCUUUUUCACUAAAUAUUUUUAUUACAUUUUUGUUUUGACCAUGUGUGAUUUGUUUGUGUUCUUGGGUAUGUAUUUAGGCUUUUAUGAAACUUGUUGAAUUUAUGUUGGCUAUUUACCAUCAUAGGAAGAGUAAAAGUGGAAGAAUUUAUUACACAUUCACAAAAUAAUUUCAAAUUGGUUAUUACCGAAUUGAUUUAUAUCAGCGAGUUAAAAUGCACAUUUGCAUGUCCCUUUGGGAGAACCUUGAGUCCUGAUGCAAAAUAAAAUUUUACCCUUUUCUACACCUUGCCUUUCCCCCCACCCCCCAAUAGUUUUGUUGAUAAACUAUGGUGUCUGUCCUUGGAAUAUUAAAAUGCAAAAAUGUAGCCAGUCCCUAGUCUUACAAACGUCAUUCAUUUUGGUCAAUUAAACCUGCUACUUUUGUCAGAUUUGUGACAAUCAACUUUGGCUAAUAGUAAGUUGUUGGCUAGUUUGGAUUAUACCUUUAAUAUAGACUAUAGUCAUUCAGUAGAAAAAGCAGAAUUCCACAAUAUGUUUGACAGAUGAUUCAUGGGAAUCAAUAGUUAUGUCCAUCUUUUUUUUUGCUGCCCAAAUAAAAAGAAUAGAAUGUGUUACCCUGAAAAAGGUACCUCUAAGAGAAAGGAACAACAUAGUGUAAUGGAAAAAGCUAAAUGAGUUAGUGAACCUCAAUUUUUAAUUCACUGUGCUUUCACUUAUCUAUAAAAUGAGAGGUUUGGAUGAUUAGGUAACUUUUAAGGUCCCUAACAACUUAAAAAUUCUUAAAUUCUCUGAGGGUCAGAGUUUGGGAUAGUUCAUCUUAAAGAAAGUUUUUUUGUAAAAAUGUAUUGAGCAUCUAUUACUGUGGGCUAGAUAGCGUAGAUAUUACAUAAGGACAUUGCUGUCCUCACUUAACUUGGGCAUUAUAUGUAAUACAGGGAGGAUAUAAUGUGAAAGUACAUUAGGAGAGGUAUUAAGUGAUAUAUUCAUUGGAAGGAAAGAUUCUUGGUGGGGAAAAGGUAGGUCAGUGGAAAAGGUGACAUUUGAGUUGAACCUUGGAUAUGUAAGAAUUAUAUAAAUGGUGGGCAUUUGGGUGGAAGCAGUAAUGUACAGUCAAAAGAAUUUUGGAUUUAGUCAAAGGACCCAAGUUCAAAUACUGUUAAUACUAUUUGAGUCCUAUGUGAGCAGUGUCAAGCCUUUCACUGGGCUUCAGGUUCCCUAAUCUACAAAAUGAGGGGGGCUGAAUUAGCAAUUGCUUUGUUUCCUUCCAGUGGUUUGUGAGAUUUUAACAUGGUCUUUGGAACACAAGGCUGGAAUUUAGUUAAGGAGUUGCAUCUUACUCUGUAACUAAUUAGCAGCCAUUGAAGGUGAUCCCUAUGUGAUGUUUUUUACUUGUAUUUGGAUCACCAGCACUUAGCAUGGUGCAUUUGCACUAUAGUAACUAUGCUUAUGACAAACCCAUUGACUCAUGUUGCUUGUAUACCUUGCUUAACUAGAUCUAUUAUUGACAAGUCAUUUGUCAGCAAUGUGUUGACCAGCUGGGAAGGGCAGCUAUGGAUGCAAGUAAGGCUAUUGCAAUAGUCUUGUUGAGAGUUAAUAAUGGGAAUAGACAGGAAAAGUGGAGUAGAAGAAAUGGUUCAGAAAGAGGUUGGAGAGAAAGAUGAUUGAUCUUGAGUUGGGAGAAGCCACUUACUCCAUCCAGCCCUUUGAUUUUACAAAUAAGGUUGAGGCUCAGGGAUAUUUAGUAUCUUGUUAGAAGUCACACACAUAUUAAGUGUCUCUUCGUUUUGAUCUCAGGUCUUUUAACUCUAGUUGCAGGGCUUUUUGAGUUUGAAGCUCCAGCAGCAAACAUAAGUGGAAAUAUCCAUUGGUUCUAGAUCCAACUCUACUAACUAGCUAUGUGACCUUAGGCGAGGUCAUUUAGCUUUUCUGAGACUCACUUUCCUUAAAUCUAUUAGGUUGAAUGAAUUUCUAUUUCUCAGUCUUUUUCAACUUUCACAUUUUAUAAUCAUAAACAUGGAAUUCAUAAUAUUGAUAUAUGGUAGAAAUCUUUAAUAUUUUCUUGUAUUAAAAACAUCAUAUUAAUUACAAGGGACCUCAGUUGACUUUUACAUUGUAUGACAAUUCAAAAUAAGUCCGUUUUGCCAUUUUAAAUGUGAAAGGAAGAAAAUGGCCCAUGCUAGUGGUAUUCCUUAAAAUUAAAUGACAAAUACUCCAAAUGGAAAUUGCACACUGCAACAAAUUCAUAACUCUGAAAAAUCUUUUGUUUUAUGUAAAAUACUUUUUUUUUACUAACCAUCCACAGUAUUACAUCAAUACUAUUUCUUUAAAUUGACAAGUUGAUUGAAACUGACACAAAAAGCUUAUACCCACUAACAUUAUGCUAAAUAAUUUAUUCUCUUUGGCUAUAUGUGCAAUUUAAAUUUUAUUCUUUAUUUUGACAUGGUGGCCUAGGAGAAAGAGCCCCCUAGCUUGGAGCCAGAAGAGCCAAGUUUGAUUUUUAUUUCUUCAGCCUUAGACUCUGAUAUACAGUGUAAACAGCAGAACUAACUCAGAGUUAAGAAUACCAUUUUAUGGUGUACUUGUACUGUUCUUAACUUAAUGAAGAUAUUCAGGCAAAUUCUGUCAACUAGAUUCAAGAAUUUCACAUUCUGGUGACAAUCUUUUAAAAAUAAUUGUAAAGCAAAGGUUUGAGGGUGGGGAUCCUGCUUUUAAAGUGAAUUCUCUUUAAUUUUCACAUAAGCCUCAUCUCUAUCAGUUUUAGAGAAAAAAAGUACAAAAGAAAAAAUGCAAGUGUACAUACAAUUAGUUACAUUAUCGUUAGGAAAAGUUCAUAGAAUUUGCAAAUUACAAACCAGUGAGCUGAAUUUCUAUUCUUUACAAAAUUCCAUAAUGAUCAAAUGGUUUGUGGGUAUUUACAAAAGAAAGCAGUAAGCACUAAAAAGUCUCUGACUUAAGGACAAUUAUACCAAUCUAAAGAUUUGGGAUUAAAAAAAUUUUUUUUAAACAAAAUCUAAAUGUUGAAAAAACUUGAUAGGUAAUGAGUUUAAUCUACAUCUAACCAAAAAUCACUCCAGCAUCCUCAAAAGGUUCAUUCAGCCUCUUGGAAAACCAAGAGUGUUAAUGCUUUUCCUCCUAAGGCAGCCCCUUCUACUUUUGGAGACUGCAUUAAGGGUCAGGAAAGACUUUCCCCUCCUUAUCAAAUGGUUUAAAUAUGCCUCUAUGCAACUUAUACCCAUUAUACACUCUGUGACCAAGUGGAACAUUUCUCUUUUUUUCAUGACUGCUCUUAAAUACUAGACACCUGUUCUGUUUCAGAAAUGCACAUAUGGCACGUUCAAUAACCUAACCAUCCUAGCUGCCUCUCUCCUAAACAUGUGCUAGCUUCUUGAUUAGACCUUCACUAAAAUGUUAUGCCCAAACUGAGUACAAUACUCUAUGGCUUAACCAGAGAAGCAUAGGCCUUUUGAUAUUAAUUCACCUCAAAAUUCUAGGACAAGAUAGUUUGUGAACAGUAAAUGGGAGUAAUUUUUAAAUACCAGAUAAAGACACACAAGAAAAGUUAUGUCACUGAUAAAAUCAUAAUAGCCCCACACUAUUUUGCUGUGAUCAUCCCAUCCAUCUGGCAUUUUGUUUGGUUUGUGGAUAUCAUCUUGAAGAUUUUGAUAAGGUUGAUUGAAUCCAGAGAAAGAAAGAGCAUAUUAAAUCAUGUGACUGAAAGAAUGGGGAAUAUUUAUCUGAUAGAAGAUUUCUUGGGAAUGAUAGCUACUGAAGGGGGCUGUUAAGUGAAAAAAAAAAGGAAUUCUACAGUUUUGUGGCUCCAAAGGACAGAAUUACAGAUCUUUAUAAAGAAGUUUCUGCUCAAUUUAAAGACUAGGAAAUCAAAUGAACUGCCUUGUAAGGUCAUAUUCCUUGUCCCAGGAAGUAUUUGAAGCCUUGUCAGGGAUGUUGUAGAGGAGAUUCUUGCAUAGAGGUUGGACAAGAUUACUUCUGAUAUCCCUUUCAACUCAGGAAUUUCACAGUACUUAUUACACUAAGUGAUUAAUCCCCAGACUGAUGUGGAUUUAAAAGUUACUUUCAGGUUUAAUCCUAUAAAGUGGCUGUUAUCCUUUAUUUUAAUGGGGGUUACUAUAGCUUUUGAUGAAUUUUAAUACUUUUUAUUACUUUAGAUGGACAUAUUAAAAAGGCAUUACAUAUUCCUCCCCCCUCAAACUCCCUAAUCUUUUCUAAAGUCAUUACUGAGCUUUCAUGAAAUAACCAGAAGUGUUGAUGGAAGUAUAUAGAAAGCAACUUUAAUCUUUGAAUAGCUGUACAGUAAUAAAAGUUUCUAAGCAAAUGAAAUCUUAUGUAGAAAUGUUUUUAAAGCUACUCUAAUUACACGUUUUAAAAAUGCUAUUUCAGAUUGGAAAUUUGAAAACUUUCAUAACAAGGUUUCUUAUUCCAAAGUAAACCUAGGGUAGUUAGCCCAUGUAAACCCAUGUCAUUUUAGUAAAACAUUACUUUUAUUCAAACAAAAGCCAACUGGACAAGUUGUUUCCUACUAGGUUCCUUUAUUUUUUACAUUAAGUCUGCUUGUUCAAGUAUAUGUUUUUUAUAUUUUCUUUCCAACUCCUGGUACUAGCAAGGUCAUUUUACUAUAUUUUUCAAGUCAUUUUUAACAGUCUGGUUCAAAGUGAUUAACAUCUAAAAGUAGUAUGUGUUGCUAUAGAAUAUAGCACUUAGAGAAUUUACUGCUUGCAGUUAGGUUUGUAAAUCUAUAUUACUGGGACCCAUUAACUAGCAAAUAUUAAAAAUGGACAUGUGCUGCAAUUCAAUUUAGCAAGCAUUUAUUAAACCUUAUGUGCAAUGAAUGACCUAUGCUAGGUAAAGGAAUACAGACAAAAAUGAAAAAAAAAAGGUCACUGCCCCCCAAGGAUCUUCAAUUGGAGAUAAGCAAAACAAUAGAAUAAACAGAUAAAAGAACUUUAAGAAAAAAUGUACUACUGACACUAAUGUACUAAUGAAUUCCAGUGGGGUACAGCUUGUGUAAAAGUGUGGAAGUGGAACUCUGCUAAUAUUUGAGGUAAGGGAGGACAAUGAUAAUUGUGCCAGUGAUUGAUUGGAAAUCCCUCACUUAAUCAUUUCACUAGUGAUGGAAUGUAUGUGCUGGCCAGUUUCUCCCAUAAGAAAGCAUACUUUAGAUGUCUAUCUUGAUAUAUGGGUAGCUGUCAUAUUGUCUAACACAAUCAGAGUAUGUUAAAUUAACAGCUGAUUUUAGGGCGUCUUGAAGGAGAGAGUUUUCUAUAUUAACAGUCCAAACUACCAACAUCAAAAAAAUUAAACCUGCAUGCUCACUACUAUCUUGGACAGGAUAUGCAGAGGGCAAACUUUUUCAUUCUUUAGCUCAUGAGGUUUCCGACAAAACACUCAAUCUUUAACCAAAAAAAAGACUACUUUAACCAAGUUACAUGGCCAACUCAGUUUUCUGAUCUUUUGAACUUGAGCCCAAGUAUUUAAAAAAACAAAACUGCCAUUGCUAAGAUAUAAGCAUUUUCCAUUGCUGCCUGUAUUAGAUUAUUUUCUCUCAAAACUUUUAGUUACUGUGUAGAAAAAGCUUCACUUUACUUGAAAAAUCUUUCAGAUUUAUGAGUUGUCAUGUCUAAAAGUAAAGCCUCUUAACAUUGUUCCGUAUGACUUCCCUAGAAUGUACUGAAGUGAUAUAAUUCUUAGGAAUUUGAGUUCUUCUGUCCCUCAAGCUUCUUUUGCAAUUUAAACAAACUUACUAUUAAAACACCUAGGAUAUAAAGACAAGAAAUCAAACAGUCCCUGACCUCGAAGCAUCACCGAACGGAGCUUCAGUCAUCUAAACCAAACCCCUCACUUUACACAUGGGGAAACUGAGGCUAAGGAAGAUUUCGGCGGAAAGCUAGAGAAUGUCCAGAGAGGUUGAAUCCCAGAGACCAGUAUUCCUAUACUGACGAGUAUAUGGCUGGGAUUAAUUACAAUUAGUACACGCCAGUCAUGAGGAAGGGGAGAACAAGGCGCUCCCGCGAAAAACGUCUCCAGCCUGCAGCCUUUUUGCGAACUGCGCAUGUGCAAAAGCCGGGCUUCGGAGCGUGAGUCCAUUUCGGUGCUCUUUACUAAGGUCGGCAGCGCGGGGGGCUGCAAUUGAGUCAGUUUUGGUACAGUGAAGAAACAGCAUUACGAUUAGCUACUGACGCUAUUAUGGCUGCCGGUAAAGGUGGAAGGUGCUAUCAUGGAGAAGGAGGCAGCAGAACUUCUUGGGGUGAAGAUGUGCAGAUUUAUUCCAAAACACACUCGAAAUUUGGCAAAUGAAUUUCGAUGUUAUGUCAAUUAUGAUUCUGGACUGAAUUCUGAAGUCAGUUGUUCAUAGCACUGUAAUACAAGAGAAGUCCUAAAUAAAAUGCUCUAUUUCCUUAA